This is a messenger RNA of Heterobilharzia americana, 9726 nucleotides long. NCBI's taxonomy places the organism in Eukaryota, Metazoa, Platyhelminthes, Trematoda, Strigeidida, Schistosomatidae. The record is from the annotation of a GenBank genome assembly.
CAAGGAUUUCAACGACUGAACUGGAAACGGGUGUUUUUUCUCCUUACAGUGAGCAAGCUGUGCAGUGUUUGCGAGCGCGGUUGUUCAGUGAGCGCAUAGCAUGGCUGAUGACGUUUUCAGUUCCACAAAAGUGAACCUGUAAAUACACACUAAAUAGGCCCAAUGAAUCAACUCGUCUUUCAUACACUGAAAAGUCAACUACUGACACGUAGAGACAACAUGCAGGUUUACUGCUUCGUUGACAGAGAGUAACUAUGGCAAUAUCACCUUUACGUUUUAGAUUCUGUAAAUGUGUUUCCGAUGAAGAAGCAUGCCCGUCGAGCUGUAGAUAAGAGAAGAAGUAAUUCAGCCAGGAAAAUUUUCUUCAGAGUUGCCUGAAUCAGUUCCAUGGUCUCCUUUUCCAUCACGUUUUUCUUUGUUGAUGUUGUUGAUUUUACAAAAAGUUGGCGUGAUAGUCUAGCCUUUGCAGCCUUACUACAUCGACAUUAUCCAAAUCUGAUUGAUUUUGAUGAAAUUCGUUGUGUUGAUAAUUCAGAAGUACGAUUAGAUAUUGUCUUUCAACAAGCUAAUUUACAUUUAGGCAUACCUAUACUAAUUAAAUCUAGAGAUUUUAUACAAACAUGCUGGUUAGAGGAACGCUGUGUACUGACAGUUGUUGCAACAUGGUAUCGAUGGUUAACCACUUCACAUAACACAAAAUUGUCAUGUGAACGGGUGAACAAGGUGAUUCAACAAAGUUUCACUAUAAGUCAUAGUAUAUCAGACUAUAUUAAACAUGCAAGACGAUGGUUGAAAUGGUGUAGUGUUCAUAAUAAACUGUUAAAUCAAUUACUAUUUAAACUGGAAGCAAAUGAUAAAAGCAGAAAUGAAUUGGACGUUAGACAGGAAUUACAAAAUCUGUUGACUUGGAGAUAUAAAGAAAGAGCAGAUAAAAUGUCUGACUUAGUUCACUUGGAGACACUUCUAAGUGAAAUUCAUACUAGUCAACUAGCCGCAUCACAUCGAUUAUUCAAACCUCCAAGUGGUUUUCAUUUAAGUGAUUUAGAGGAAUCAUGGAAAUCUUUAACUAUUGCUGAACAUAACUGUCAUCUAGCUAUUAUAGAUGAAUUACUUCAACGAGAAAAUCUAGAAAUUUUAGGCCAAAAAUAUGAACGCAAAAUUGAACUAUGUCUCAGCUGGUUACAAGAGAAUAUUCAGAUUAUGAACAUCGCAUCAAGUACAGAAGAUGUAAAAAUUUUGGAACAAAUGAAUUCAUUUGAAGAAUACUUCAUGACUAUUAGUGGUAAACAACAUCAAGGAUUUCAUCAAUUCUCUCAAAAUGAUCUCAUAACUUAUCGGCAUCAAAUUACAUCAUCUAGACAUAAACACGCUGCCUUAAUCACGGAUACAGAAACUUAUGUCAAUUUAAAACUACAAAGACUACAUGAAAUCUUUAAGGUUUUAACAUCAUCAGUGAAUCAAAGUCAGUGUGAUAAAUACAAACGACAAUGGAAUAUGAUCUUAGAAAGAAAUCGACAAUUACAAGAGAAAUUAUUAAGUCGUGAAAAUUAUUUGAAAUUGUGUCAGGACUGGUUGGAUCUCUUGUUACAGUUAAAUGAUCAACUACACAAAUUUGAGAGUAAAAUGCUUCAGUUGAAAUAUUUAACUGAGAUGAAUCAAACUAAUCCUGUUGAUACAUGCUUAGAUCAGUUUCAAAUUGAUAUGAAUCAGUUAGUGAUAUGGAUAGAAUCAGUUAAAGACUUGUUAAAUACUAUAAAGGAUGCAGAGAAUAGACAUUUUGAUGAUAACACUGCUCCAAUAAGUCAUCUACAAAUAAAUAUAUCAAAUAGUUUAAAUUAUAUCAUGCUGUAUCAUUCAAACCUUGAGAGGAAUUUAUUCGAGACAAGUCAAUGGAAUGCAGCAGUCAAAAAUGUAUAUCGUUUACUAAAUGAGAUAAAUGAAGAACAGUUGUGGAUUAAAGAUCAAGAAUUCUCAAUUACUCCUCCUAACGUUGAGAAAAGUGAUCUAGCUGAACAUUUUUCUGAAUUUAGCAAAAGAACGCAUCAAGUGCGAAGAGAAUCACGUCUGCUUGUUAAUGAACUUCAAUUACGAUAUGGAAUUAACCAUUUUGAAAGUCCAUUUUUAUUGUCGGACAGCAGUCUAGGUGAACAGUUACAUAGGAUUGUUUUUGAAUUAAGUACAAAAAAUUUCAGUCAAAUGAACAUAAAUGAUGUAAUGGCACUGAGUACUGUUAACGUCAUGCAACUGAGUGGAGAACCGUAUCUUGAAGAAAUCGAACAGUUAAACAAGUGUAUAUUGAUAAAGCUAUAUGAAGAUAUUCUGAAGUCUGUCCAAGAAUUGUUUACACAGAGCAAUACAUCAAUCCCUAUAGAUACUAACACAAUCACUACAAGCAUUCAAGUGAUACCUAUUGAAGAACGCAGGAUGAAGUCUGAAGAGUUUAUAAAUUUACUACAACGACACUGGAGUAAAUUACUCGAAGCUAUCAAAUCAAUAAAUACCAAGUUAAUUCAACACACUUGUUAUCUAAAUGCAUUACAUAGUUUAGUCAUAACUGAUCUGAGAAUUGAAGAAGCUAAUCUGAGAAUAUGUGAAACAUAUAACAGUGUUAACUCUAUGAUAAUGCUUAUUUCCAAUACUGAGGAUUCCAGUGAUUCCUUUGAAUAUGAAUCAUUAGUGAAAUACAGUAAUGCCGAAACUCAAGGAGUCAAACAAGAAGCUUUUCGACAAAAAGCUGCUGACAUAGCUGAGCAUAAGGCUCUUACUGUUGAUAAGGAAAUUGUAAUUAAUUCAACUUUAAGACAAAUGGAUCAUGUCAUUGAACAACUCAAAUCGUUUCCGAAACAUCUGAAACAACUGAGAACUGAGGUCUAUGCUUUCUUGCCAUCAAAAUCAGCUUUAGAUGAGAACGAUCAUACAGAAUUUCUACGCCUGAAAACUGAGUUGGCUAAACUCAGUGCGUCAAGGAAACUGAUUAAUCAGUGUUCACUUUCGUCCGUUCAAUCCAUAGAUGAUGAUCAUGAAAAAGAUAGCAGUAUCAAUCUCAGCGAUAAUGUUUCAAUAACUGGUGCACCAACUGUCAGUUCUUCAUUUCAAGAUGAAGUUAUUUCUAUCGCACACAAACCUAAUGUCGAAGAAGAAGGAGAAGGGGAAAAUAAAAACCAAACCACUGAGGGUUUUUUAUCCAGUAAAUCGGUGGAACUUGAAGUAAUCGAAGAUCAAAUUAUGUCGUUAUCUGAUGAAUCUGUAGGAGAUAGAAAAGCAUUCAUAUCUACCCUAUCUAAAUCUCCAAAUGAAGAGUUUAGAGAUGAUGGGGAUAAUGGAUAUUGCGAAAAAAGCUACAAGACUCCACUUAAUUCUCCCGAAGCACAUGAAUUAAAUAUUUUGUUGCUACCACAUAUUUCAACAAUUGCGUAUCACUUACUGAAUCGUUUACAUUUUAUUCAUAUGCAUUUGGAAGAUUACUUGAAGGAUUCUUUGAGACAAAGAGACACUUUGGAAAUCAAGCGGAACGUUUUUCGUCUUAUUGACAAUAUUACAUCAUUGGAGAAUUGGAUUGAAGAUAAGGAAAAACUUUUAUUGACUUUCAAUCCUCCAAUAUAUCCUUCUUUGGCGUUUAUUAAAUCUUUACCAAAACCAAGCCCAAUUACAAUUACAAAAGAAAUCAUUCAUUCCCUAUCUCAACUAUCUGUGCAAGCCUAUAGGUUUAAAACGUUUGAAAAUGAACUAAUAAGUCAUGCAAAUCUAAGACUCAGUGAAAUUGGAAUGCUUGAUCAAGGUCUGCGUGAUACUUUAGGUAAACUUGACAAAGAAAAGGAUAUCGAUAUCUUUCUUUUUAUUCAAACCACAAUCAAAUUAAACUUAUCGAUAGAUGAGGAUGCUGAUGAAGAAGAUGCAGAGGCAAAAAGUGAGUUCAUCGACGAAAGCCAGGAAGAGGUUCCAUCUGAUGAAGAAAACAAACAAAAGCAUGAUGCAAUUGUAUGUUACAAGAAGAUUGACUACUUUGAUACACAUGAGGGUGAAGAAGUCAAAGGAAAGGAAAAAAAGAGUGAUAUCACUGUCUUCAAAUCAAGAUAUUCAAAACUAUUAGAUCAUGUAACUAGAAAGUGGCAAAGAUUAAAGGUUUUAAUCGAUUCACGGCAUGAGCGGUUUGAGUUAGCGGCUAACUUAUCAAAACACCAUGCUUUAUGCCAAAGUACCAAAGAAUGGAUAAUACGUAAAAGAGAAUUACUGAUUUCAACGGAUGAUUUAGGCACAGAUUUAAAUAGUGUCAUGCAGUUGCAGAGAAGACUUUUAGGAUGGGAAAGGGAUUUCAGUGCUUUGCAGGCUGAAAUUGAAAAUUUAAUUGUUGAAAGUGAAAAACUGAUGAAGGCAUUAGUGGAAGAAGCUCCACAAAGAAGGGAUUUGUAUCUCACGUCAGGUGAACUGUAUGCAUCAAAGGAAGUUGGUGAACUGAGAAUAGAACUGAAUAAAGAAUGGGAGCUGCUGCAGUUGGAGCUAAGAAAUCGUCAAGAUAAAUUGCUUGCUUCCGCUGAACUACAACAGUUCUUUCAGGGCCUGGAUGACAACCAAUUAUGGUUGCGCAAUAUUGAAAUGAAUGUAGCUACACACCAAAUACCUCAAUCUGUCGAAGAAGCAAAAAUCGAACUUGAUCUACACAAAGAAUUAGGUGAACAGAUUUUGGCACGUAAAGAGGAAUUUGCCGAUUUAAUCAGUUAUGGACGAUGUAUCACAGCAGGGGAAACAGAUACACACUAUGUACAAUUAGAUCAACGUCUAGACAGAUUAGAAAACGGAUGGUCUGAGUUAAUGCAGAUGUGGACAUAUCAACAAAAGCUCCUCAAACAGGAUGUUCAAAUUCAGACUUUCUUUCGUGAUGCUCAUUCAUUUGAAAAUAUGCUAUCAACGCAACAAAACAGACUAAUGAGCUAUCAACUGCUAAAACAGAAGGAUACAACAACAAUUCUUUCAUCAUUGGGAAUACAAAAUGAAAUCAUUCAAUGCUUAGUCGCAGCUGAAGAGUCGUUGAACAACCUAUGUGAUAUAGGAGGUGAACUGGUAUCUGAACGAGUAUAUUCAAUGGAUAAAAUACAAAAUAAAAUAUUCUUCAUAAAAAACGGAUAUAAUAUACUACUCAAUGAGGCUCGUACACAAAUGGAUGCAACUAAGGAUAUGAUAGCUCUUCGAGAAGAAAUGCAACAAAUUCAAAUGCUUCAAGAAUGGUUGAAAGAAAAGAAAGAAAUCAUCGAAGAAUGGGAUGAAGCUGGUAUUUUGUCGAGAAGGGAUUCAAUGAUCCCGUACAGAAUGUUUGUAAGUCGACAAUAUGCUCAACAUCGUUUAUUGGAAAGUGAACUUGAGUCAAACAACGAACGGAUUAAACAAAUUUUUCAAGCUGUAGUGAAUACAAUUGUUCAGCAUCCACGUAUUGCAGAUCAGUUAAGCGAAGCGCUCGGUGAAUUAAUGACUCUGUGGGAGAAUUUACGUGAACUGAUGCGGGAGAGAGGAGCAUUUAUGGUUCAGCUACACAGAGGUGUCAUAUUCGAAGAUGGGUGCAGUGAAUUAAAUCGUUGGUUGGAUAAAUAUUUUUUGAGAGUUCUCACACGCAGACCUCCUGACAGUUUUGUAAAGUUUCGACAGGAACAUACUGAUGAAGAUCCUUUCGUGGUGGUUGACAAUUUGUUGAAAUAUUUAACAGACGAAUUUGAUUUGACAACAAAUGGCGAAGUAGAACCCGUGGAUAAAAUGCUAGACAACCUUUUACAGAACCGAUAUAUGCAGCAAAGCUGGACAAAAAGAGCUAAUGAGUCAGCGUGUACCAGUAUGAAUGAAGUUAGCGUACAUUUAAACAAAAUUACUGAAUAUUUGAGUGAACUUGAUUCAAAAAAGAAGCUGUUAGCUGAACUUCAUGAACAUUCAAAAGUACUGUCAAGUCUUGACAGUCAGAAGAGUAAACCUGAGGAGUUGAAAGCACAGAAGCAUAUUCAUCAACUCUAUAGAGACUUAGAAGAUGAAAGAAUAUGGACAAAUGAAAAACUUCUGCUUGCCAAUGAUACCUUUAUAGGUAGAUCUUUGUUUACUGUAAACCAGCUGAUUAGACAACAUCGCCUCUUGCUGAAUGAGGUGACUAACAGGACAAAACGAACAGAUAUUAUGCUUCGGGACUCGGACCAAAUUAUAAAAGGAUUUCAGCACAUAUUUGAAAAGGUUAUCAAUACUUGUUGUGCAACAAGUCAAUCGUCGAACGAUAAAGUGUCACGCGAAAGGACAACUAAUGACGAAGACGGUCAGUUCACAGAAGUAGAGUUGUCAACCGAUAUUGGUGUCCACUAUCGAAUACCCAGAAAAAUUCUGAAUGAUUUACACACAUCGGUUAAUGAGCUACGUUAUGAUUUAAACAAUUUGGAUAGCAGACUGAGUAAACGUACAGAUCGUUUGAAUAUAGGCUAUCAGUGUUUCAUGCAUCUUGCUGAGUUCGCUGAGUUACGCGGUUGGUUACAAGAAUGUGAAGAUCUACUGCUGUUAGAAUCCAGAGCUAGUCGAGAUACAAUAACAGCGAAAACUGAGUUGAAAAAGCAUGCCAACAUUGAAUUCCGAGUGAAUAAUUUACUGGCGAAUUGUGUUCGAGAAUUCAAUGAAAAAUCACUGAAAUUAUUGAGUGAGUUUUCGGAGAGGAAAAAUGGAUUAAAGAAUCAACUUGAUUCAAUUCAGACAAACGAAAAUUUAAGAAAGAACGCUAAACAACCUCCGCAAUCUGUGCUUCCUCAUACAACGUUUACUGACGGUUCAUCUGAGAAUCUGGUGACUCGUCGUGAACUUCGUGGGCAAAUUAAACAAAUAAGGAAACGGAUUCAAGUUAUACAAUCAAUUCAACAAAUAAUGGAUCGUCAGUAUGCAAGUCUAGUUGACGUUUGUGUUCAGAAAAGGCAAAGGUUGGAAGAGAUUUUAGCCUUGAACAUUGUCUACGAAGAGGUAGCUGAUUUAAAGAACUGGCUGAAUCAACAAAUUAUUAUGGCUUCAUCGACAUACACUGGUCGCAAUCUCAACGAAUGCGUGCGCAUAAUCAAUCGGUUCGUCAAUUUUGGUGAAAAUCUUCUAGGUGAAUGUUUUGCAAGGUUUGUAGAAGGAGAACUACGCUCACUGGAUCCUAUUUCACUAUCACCUGAAUUCACCGUGAAUAUAACUGAUCAGUUUGUACACUCACCAGGUUUUGCUGUUGAACGCAUUGCAAGAGUAAUGAAUAUGUGCCGAUGUUUGAUAUGUACAAAACAUUCGGAUUCACCACGUAUUGCAUUUUGGCAAGACAUUCUACUAGAAACGUGGGCUGAUUUACGUGAAUUAAUUCAUUCCAGAGUGAAGUUGCUAGUCUCUACUGCUCAUCGAUUUAUAUUCAUCACUCGCUGUUCAGAAACUCUUAAACUGGUUCAGGAGAAAUUCGACCAAUUAUCACAGUCAACUGGCAAGGAUGUUCAAGUCAUUUGCAAACAAUUGUCACUGUUGUCUGCAUUCGAACAGGACGUACAAGCCCUGCAACCAUUGGUGAAAUGGGUAGAAAAUGCAGCUGACUGCCUUCUUCCCCUAUAUUCUGGACAAUGGAUUAAACGAUUGAGGCAACCACGUGAUAAUCUCCUUUCUCUUUGGUGUCAACUUAGGCAAAGAACUAAGCUACGUCGAAUAAGAUUGAAACGUGCCAUCGCUUUAUAUCGUUGGAUAUCAAAUUUGGAUAUUCUGUUCAACUGGAUCCAACAUUGUCAAAAGGAAUUAGAGCGUAUUGAAAUGGAUAUAUGGAAUGUGAAUUUGCAAACAAUGAUAAGGAAUACUGAUAACAUAACUACUGAGAAUAUCAAAUAUGCCAUUGGCCAGACACUUCAGUUACGUGCAGAAUUGAACGCACGACAAGAUAAGGUUAGAUCAUGUUUGGAUGAAGGUAAACAACUCAGCAUUUCAUUUCAACGACAAGAGAAACAGUAUUUUAAGUCAAAUAGUCAACAGUCUCUUCGGUCAGGUGAAAUAUCGCCACCGAAUAUACUCAUUACAACCGAGAUCCAACAGCAAACUCCCACCUCAAUUGGAGGAGGAGAAGAAGAACAGCACACUACUAGCAGCUUAACCAAAACAGGUCAGAAAACACCAAUUGUAGAUACUUCUGUUAAAAAGGAAGAUACAGAUAGUGAAGUUAUACCUGUUCGACCAGAAUAUUUUGACUGUCACUUGAAAUCUGUGAGAAUAAACGAGAAGCAUGAACAAAAGUCAGACGCGUCAUCAUUAAGUCAGACUACUGUACAGAUUGAUGACCAUUUUGAUGAUGAGAAUGAUCAAAUAAUUGAGGAUCUUCAACUGCGGAUGACACAGCUGCUAACAUCAUGGCACAGUUUGCAUAUAAAGUGGCAUCACAUAUACAGACGACUAGAGUUACAACUUGGCAUCAAUGAAUUUGCCAGUGUUGCAGAUUCGUUAGAACACUGGCUCGUACUUCAUUCAUCAGAAGUGGAGAGUCUGGACACAGGUGAUUCAAUCAAGGAAACGCUAACUUUGAUUGACCGACUUGACAUACUGGAGCGCAAUUUUCUACCACAAAAUGAAAGAUAUGAAAGGGUUAAACAACUCACAAAGUUCGAACUAAUUGAUAAAGGGGAAAAUUUGAUGAAUCAACCAAUAAGCUGUGUGAAUAUAAGUCACAGUUCGGACAUGGAGGAAUUGGAAACACUUUUGUACCACUAUGGAUUAGUCAGAAGUCGAGAAUUGAAUGAUCAGACUGAUCCUCUGAGAAAUGAAGAAAGAAGUGACUGUGAUUUGCGAGAUAUCACUGAAUUAAUGGGGCAUAAUGGCAAAGUUAUGGAAAACCAAACAACUUUCUUCCAAACCAUCAGUGACUACUUAAUGAGAAAACAUGAGUGGAGCAGUCGUAACUGUAAGUCUCGUGAUCGUUCAUGGUAUGAAUUAUUCAUGGUACUGAAUAUGUCAGUGAGGCAGUUAUUAGCCUAUAAAGCGAAAUCAGAUUAUGAUGAAAAUAAUCCACAGCGAAAUACCUUUCACGGGGAGAUGGGACUACUUGUCGGUCCGAACUUGAUAACUGCUAGUGAAACGUUGGAUUAUACCAAACGACCAAAUACAUUUCGUGUCACUGUCACACACACUGGAGCCCAGUAUCUAUUUCAAGCUCCAAGUGCGGAAAUCAUGCUGAAAUGGAUCAGUUCAAUUCAAAAUAUCAACCAAAAUACAAGACUGGAAUCACGUCCGACCUUAAUCACUUUAUCUCGACCAUCUGAAGAACUUGGAAGUCCUAUGGUAAUUAUCAACUUCCAGGGCACUCCAACAACUUCAAAAAAGUCAACUUUGACACAAAUCUUUAAAUCAAAGACAACACAACAAAUUUCUUGUAUACGUAGACAUAGCUCAGAUCAGAAUAAUGAUGUCAAAGACUUCGUUGAAAAUUUAGAUUCUUCACAAAUUGGGAUAAGACGAUUCCCUUCAGUGCGCACAAUGAAAGCGUUAUCUGCAAAACAAUUGAUGCGUUGGCUAACUUUUAAGUAUUCUUCUAUUUCUUGCACAUCUUUCCCUGCAAGUCAUCAAACUUCUACUCUGCUGAGAAGUAGUACAUCACACGAUGUUGAAAGGGAACAGCCUUAUCAACAGCCUAUUCCAUUGUUACGUAAAAGUCAUACAUCAGGCUCACUUCAUAAGAUAAGCAAACUUUCAGUAUCAGCGAAGUGUCAUCAGGAAAUUUAA